Molecule: messenger RNA, 1410 nt
Organism: Aspergillus pseudonomiae
Lineage: Eukaryota; Fungi; Ascomycota; Eurotiomycetes; Eurotiales; Aspergillaceae
Exons: 3
Coding region: 236-1168 (310 amino acids)
Source: RefSeq, a predicted model, not a curated record
CUCCGUUCACUCGCUAGACUGCUCUAUACGUUCUCUACUUUUGCUCUCUGUGCCAGAGACCAUUCUCUUUCUUUCAGGUCCCCUGUCAUUCGUUCACAUUGCGAAUAGAUUUCGCAUCCCACUCUCGUUACUUGACUAGCGCAGUCUCUCUAUCAAGAAAAGGAAACACAAAUCCAAAUAUCAAAUCCGUAUCCAUCUAGAUCAAAGACAUUGACUGUCAGACUACAUCCACAAAAUGCAUUUCAACAACAAGAUCUCCGUCGCUCUGUUGGCCGCUCUGGCUGCUGGUUCCGAGGCCGGCCAUGCCCGCAACCACAAGCUCUUCCAUCCCCGGAACGUCAACUCGACCGUGUCCACCUCGUCGGUGAUUGUCUACCCAACCCCGGUGUUGACCCCCAGCUCCUCCGUGCCUGCUGGUUCUUCUCCUGUUACCUCUUCUUCCGCCGUCACCUCCUCCACCUCGGACGCCAGCUCGUCGGCCAUUACCCAGGCUCCCCCUCUCAGCACUGGUGUCCCUGGAUCUUCUGGCUCUGGUGAUAACAACUCGGGAUCGGCCACGGAUAUCACCAUCACCUAUACCCUCGGCACUGGUACCUCGAAGAGCGUGGUCACCACCACUAUCCACAAGACUGCCACUAACACUGAAACUAUCUUCACCAAAACUCCUGCUGUUCCUACUGCCAGUAGCGAGGAGCAGACCACUACGCUUCACUCCACCUCUACUUCUACCGUCACCGUGGUAGAGGUUCCCUCUUCUUCUGCUGCCCCUGGCAACGGCGGCAACGACGGCAGUGAGGCUUGCACCGGACAGGCUACCGUCACCGUGACUGCCACCGUCACUGAAACCGUCACUGGGGCCCCUACCGCUACUGCUAAGCCCGGUGACCACGACCACCAGAAGCACCCUGGUAACUCUGGAAACCAUGGCAAGCACAACGGCAACGAUAAGGGUAACGACAACGAGGACGGGGAUGACAACGACCAGGGCGAGGACAACGACGACGGUGCUGAGCACACCAAGGCUCCUCUCCCCGUCCCUACCCACUCUGGACGUCCUCCCUUCGGCAACGGCACCCUGCCCAUCCCCACCAGUGGCACCGCCAAGCCCACUGGCUUCUUGACCAGCAGCAAGCACGCUUUCCCCACCAACUUCCGCCGCUCCCACUAAGCGCCUGGAUCGCAUGACACCCCUGGUCCUCGGAGCGUUGAUAUGACCGUCUGUAACUAAGAUUUCAUUUCGUGGCGAACCGCGCGCUGGCACUGGACCCGAUGAGGGAGAUGCUGUUUUUACUUCUGGUACAAACUUGAUUUAGACAUUCUUACAUACCUUUCUUCACCUAUCCGGCAAGGGCAACCUGGCCGGUGGUUCUUCGCUUCUUGCAAUCGGGAUCGAUCCGGUCCUACGUUAAC